This is a messenger RNA of Synchiropus splendidus (mandarinfish), 4062 nucleotides long. It is a transcript of the gene shisa4, whose product is annotated as shisa family member 4. The coding region runs from base 164 to 787 and encodes 207 amino acids. NCBI's taxonomy places the organism in Eukaryota, Metazoa, Chordata, Actinopteri, Syngnathiformes, Callionymidae. The record is from RefSeq and is a predicted model, not a curated record. The transcript has 5 exons.
UCGAAGGCGUCACGCUAAAUGUGUCAUUUCGACAGAUCGAGUCUGUUUCUGACGCGGCGACAAGAUGCGAAAUAAUGACUGAAACACAUCGUUAGGACUCGUUUAAACGGUUCAUUUCGAUCAAAUAUUUCCCGGUUCGCUUUUCCUUAACAGGGUGAGGACGAUGUUUCCAUCGGGGAACAUGUCUGUUAUCGCGGCGAUGCUGAUGCUGCUGGCCGUCGUCCUGUGCUCAUCCCCGGUCACCGGUAAUGAGGACUGUUUGUGGUACGUGGACAAAAACGGAACCUGGCACAACGGCUUCGACUGCCCGCUCAUUACGUUCUGCUGUGGCAACUGCCAGCAGCGCUACUGCUGCCUGGACGCCUUUAAGAUGAUCACCGAGCGGGAGCAGAAGCGCUGCAUGCUCUUCCAGUUCAGCCCUACGACCCUCGCUGGCAUCGCCUCGUCCGUCCUCCUCUUCGUGGCGAUCAUCGCCACAAUGGUGUGCUGCUUCAUGUGUUCCUGCUGUUACCUCUACCAGAGGAUGCAGCGACGGGGACGGACCCCUUAUGAUGCGCAACACAUCCCCAUGUCCAACUACCCGGUGGAGCCAAUGUAUGAUGCUUAUGGGAAACCACUGGGACCAACAGAGUACCCGCAUGCUGGUUAUCCAAUGGCUCCCCAGUACCCAGGGAUGCCCCCACAGUACCCCAUGAUGCAGCCAGGACCUUAUGCUGGACAACCCAUGGAGCCUGCAUACAGCCAGGCUCCUCCUCCGUACUCACCGCCCCAGUAUCCGGGUCAUUGAUGAGCUGGUUGGGACACAAGGGAGAAAAACAGACUGUUUCGGCAGGAAAAGGCAGCAGCACACACUCACAGACGCACGCUACAUUGCUUUAUACAGGACAGAUAACCGGAUGCACUUUAAGCUUUUGUUCUUUGUCCGUAUCUAACGUUCCCUCAACCGAGUGACUGACUGGUUCAGGUGUGACUUGUGAAGGCGACGCUUCCGAGGAGCUUUAUCACGGCGGGAUGCUCCCAAAAAGGGGUGCGUGGGGAAAAUAACGCAGGUUGUAAACAGGAGACCAACACAAACCACUAGCAGCCCGUCUUUCCAAAGAAAUAGACAAAUGUUUAGAUUUUAAAAAUAAGCCAUAAAAAAAGAAAACAUUCUACUGGCUAUUGUGAUUUUAAUAAAACAACUUCAGAUUUGGCCUGUAGGUUACUACCUUCACUUUUAUUGGUGGAACUCAACUGAGCGCUGUGAAUAACGGGUGCAUGUCUGGCUCCCCUUUUUAAGACCAAUAAGCGAAUGACACUCCCUCCUCCUCAAGAAGACUCACCUGCUCGUUGAAACCUUGUCUACUACUGGGUAGUGUUAGUGGCUUAUUUCAUGUCCCACCUGACCAUCAGCAUGCUACCCAGCCGCUCGCCUCCUUCCGGAUGACGGAGCUUCAUCUCAGCGUGAUGGAUAUUUAUUUCUUCUCAUGUAUUAUUUCAGGGACGGACGUGAACUCUACACUUUUGUAAAUCUGAUAAUUUAUUAACAGACGAAGAAUAACAUUGUCGUACCGCGUUUUAAUAUUCGGAGUCGCUACCUGUCGGAAUGUGUUCUCAACUUCAUGACGCGCAUUCGUGAAGUGCUGAAAUGUGGAGAGCUGCUGAUGGAGCUUCCUGUGGUCCUGUUCUCCUCAGGUCUUUUAUUUCUGCUUUUAUUGGCACCACGUUGUGCGCACAGCUUCCCUCUAUGUGUGAACAUGUAGUGUAAAUAACCGCUCAUAUUUAUUUUUUUAAUACGUUUGUCUACUUGCACUGGUAGUGAAAAGCUCUGCCGAUGUUUGGUUGUGACGUCAGAGGUUUUGGCUGAAUGAACGUAACUGGAAAAAAAACUACCAAUGCAUUUCAAAUCUGGGGUCGUGAUCCUUGCAUUGUUGUGAUGGCUUUCUGCUUCCCAAGUUCUUUGGAAGUUCUUUUUCAGUUUUUCUUCUGAAUCUUAAGCUUAUUCUGAGUAGUUUUUUGUGAAGCAAGCUGCUCCACAUUUGUCUCACCCAAUUACUAUCUCUUGUUUUAUUAAAAUUGCCUCUGAAUAUAAUUUUGCAUGGAAUGGCUAAGUCAAAAUGUUGCUGUGAAUUUGGUCCUGAUUGUUUUUAAGUCUAAAUCUGACGCCAUUUUCAACUCUCAGUCCUUCAAACAAGGUUAACACUACAGAUUAGUGUGGUUGUCGAGAGCACCUCAUACAGAGACAGAAUCCAAGACUAAACAAAUAAAUCAAGAACUGAAAUGAUAACAUGACAAAGUAUUAGUUCUGCAUUGUUCUGUAUUCACGUUGGUCUGGGUCUCGACUUCAACACUACUCCAGGCUAAAUCGGAGCCCACUUGGGCCUCCAUUCUCUUCACUCCUCGCUAUGUAUCAGUUCUACUGUUUUUCCUCAACCUUUUCAUUUCUGUCUUCAUCUCAGAUGACUGCAGUUGUUUGUCCCACGGCACAAAUAAACCUGUCAACGUUACCUGAAUUUUAAAGUGUUUUUUGAAGCUCAGUGCUGCCACACGGCGAACACACAUGAUUGGCUCGUGCUAGAAUUUUCGUCAUUCUCUGGGCACAAUCCGCCCCAAGAGGAAAAAAAUCUCUGAGGCUCAGCGACCAGUGCGACCCAAAACAUUGGACGUAUGGGGCCAUUUCGCAAAGGACACGUACCUUUCUCAUCACAUUUUGGACAAUCCAAAUUAAAAAGUAAAAUAUUAUGAAGCAAAACUGCAUUGAACACGACUCAAGUCUUUACAUACAUAUUUUAUUUUAAUUUAUUUAAAUUCUACUGCAUUUACACACCACAACCAGCAAUGUUGCCGUGUUCCUCUGCCCGUACCCGUUGUAUUAGUCGACUAAUUGUUAUGAUAGUGUGACUAUGGUUGCAUCAUACAAUUUUACAAAAAUCUCUGAUAUUAAGGGAACAAAUAAAAGCUCAAAAUAAAACUUGGAACAAUUUUGUGGGUUUGUGCUCCUCUAGUUUUACGGUGUCAUGGUUGAUCUUUGUACAAUAUCAAUUUACAUUCUGGUUUAAUCGGAUAAGUUAUGUUCUAAAAAUCAACAUUUAUAUUGGAGAAAUAGAGUUUGAGCUGAGCCAAACAGCAAAGCUUGGCGCCAUUAGAUUAGAUAGCACUCCUCCCCUCGGUUAGAUUUUGGACUAAAAGAGGUUGGAAAGCUUGCUCAGCCUUGAGAGAUUCGUUGAAGAACCACUAUUGAUCUUAACUCCUGCUGCGACCCUGUUUGGUGUAGGUUAAUAAGUACAUCAGUUUGUUGCAUUAUAUAAUAAUAAAUAAUACAAUAUUCAAAGUUUCCCCUGAAACCAUUUAUGGUACUUGAGAUUUUCUUUCAGAAAUUAUUGAACCAAAACAUAAACGUCUGCUAUUUAUAUCUCUUUGACAACAACAGUAAAUAAACUAAAGGAAUUUAGUUUAUUUAAAGGAAUUUACACUUUGUGUUUACUUUUUGAACUUCUGAACGCUAUCAUGUACUUGUGUUAUUAACUAAAAAUUGUGUCUGAUUUCUAUCACUAAAAGUUGUGUUUUCACGUUAUCUCUGAAGACAUCCCUGAUAUAAACCCUAAACUCUAAUAGUGAGUUAGUUGUAUGAGGAUUAUAUUUCAUUCCAUACAGUACAUCUUGAUUGUACAGUACAAUAUUGCUUCAAUAUUUGGACCUGAAAACUGAAGGCCCUGCUCCAACAAUGCUUAACAUAGACAUGCAAGUGUUGCAGCACUGAGCUUAUGUGGAGAGUUCCUUGUAACAUGUCUGAUUGUUUUAUCACGUAUUCAUUGUCUCACACAAAAGCUUCAGUCUCACAACAAACUGUGGAACUUUCCUCCAAAACCGAUCCAUUCUGACACUCGUUCACCGCGCCUCUGACCAUGUCGAACCAGCGGACAUUCUCUUUACGUCCAAUAUCACAUAUUCUAAAGUGACUUCAAAUGUUUUUUUCCCCAGUAACAUAAAUUUUAACUUUGGAAUGUAAAAAAGAAUGUGUGUUUUUUGUUCUUGUCUCUGCCUCGCAUUGACUGCUGUGAUAAAGGAGUGGACGAAAAGUAC